Trifolium pratense (red clover) is the source of this 2778-nucleotide messenger RNA. RefSeq lists its product as uncharacterized. The transcript has 2 exons. NCBI's taxonomy places the organism in Eukaryota, Viridiplantae, Streptophyta, Magnoliopsida, Fabales, Fabaceae. The coding region runs from base 1 to 2778 and encodes 925 amino acids. The record is from RefSeq and is a predicted model, not a curated record.
AUGGCUGACCAAAAGACUUUAAGAGAGCUUGCAGCACCUGACAUUAAUUAUAAUUCACUUUGUAUUAAAUACCCUAAUGUUGCUGUAGCUUUCGAAUUAAAGUCGGGCCUAAUACACCUGUUGCCCAAGUUUAGCGGUCUUUCCGGUGAAGACCCCCAUAGGCAUCUGAAGGAAUUUCAGGUCGUGUGCUCUACACCCUUGAGACCUGAAGGAAUCACCGAAGACCAUAUCAAGCUAAGAGCCUUCCCUUUCUCACUCCAAGGAGCUGCAAAGGACUGGUUAUACUACCUUCAGCCAAACACUGUUGCAAGCUGGACUGAUCUGAAAAAGCUUUUCCUAGAGAAAUACUUCCCUGCUUCUAGGGCCGCAUCCAUAAGAAAGGAGAUAUGCGGCAUCAGACAAUGUGACAGCGAGUCACUUUCUGAAUACUGGGAACGAUUCAAACAAUUAGUGUCCAGUUGCCCCCAACACCAGAUCUCUGAGCAGCUACUUAUCCAGUACUUCUACGAAGGACUAUUACCCAUGGAUAGGAAUAUCUUAGAUGCUGUUAGUGGCGGAGCCCUUGUCGAUAAGACACCCGCUGCAGCGAAGGCUCUCAUUGAGAACAUGUCUCUAAACUCCCAACAAUUCACCACUAGAAGCAAUUCUGUGGUUCUGACAAAAGGAGUGAAUGAAAUUCAAGCCUCCCCUCCCAACAAGGCUAUAGAAAUCAGACUUGACGAGCUUACCUCUCUAGUGAAGCAGUUGGCAUUAGGAAAGACCCGGACUGUAGGAAGAGUGUGUGGCAUUUGCACCUCCCCUGAGCACCCGACAGAUAUAUGUCCCAUCCUACAAGAUGAAUCCAUAACUGAGUUUCCUCAAGCAUACGCAGCAAAUGUGUACAAUCAAGGCAACAACCAAAAUAGAUACAAUGCUCCUGACCUUUCCACUAAUAGAUAUCAUCCCAACUGGAGAAACCAUCCAAACCUGCAGUAUGCUACUUCUGGAUCUUCACUAGAGGACAUCGUCAAGCAAUUGGCCGUGCAAAUACAGACAACAAAUGCAUCCAUGAACGAUCUGAAAACACUGGUCGGACAACUAGUGACUACUAUGAACCAAAUGCAAACUCAGAGCUCCAGGAACCUCCCUGACCAAACUGUACCUAACCCAAAUGUUAGUGCAAUCACUCUUAGGUCUGGCAAGGAAGUCGACGCAGCAGUAGAAGCAAGUGUUGAUAACAGUGGAGAAAAAAAUGAUAAAAAUAAUAAAAAUAAGUCAACUCCUACACCUGUACCCACACCUACCCCUGAACUUGAUGAAGAUGAGGAGCAGUCCAUACCACUUCCCUUCCCUCAAAGAGCUGUCAAAAGCAAAAGGGAGCAUCAGUUCGACAUGGAUAGGGAGAUCUUGGAUGUUUUUAAGAAAGUUGAAGUAAACAUCCCUCUCCUUGAGGCUAUCAAACAAAUCCCGAAAUAUGCCAAACUCCUCAAGGAGAUGUGCACAAACAAGAGGAAACUAAAAGGGAACUCGAGAGUUAAUAUGAGUAGGAAUGUCUCUGCAAUCAUACAUCAGACAGACUUGCCCGAGAAAUGUGAAGAUCUUGGAGUCUUUACUGUCCCUUGUACCAUAGGCACUACCGAAUUCGGAAGUUGCAUGUUGGACUUAGGCUCCUCCAUAAAUGUUAUGCCUACAUCUAUAUAUAACUCUCUUUCCCUUGGUCCCUUGCAGCCUACAGGUCUUGUCAUUCAGCUUGCAAAUAGAAGCAUCACCCGCCCUAAGGGUAUUAUCGAGGAUGUGCUUGUUAAAGUUAAUGAUCUAAUCUUUCCUGCCGAUUUCUACAUCCUCGACAUGGAAAGAGAAACAAGUUCCAGUAAAGGAACCCUCAUUCUAGGAAGGCCAUUCAUGAGGACCGCUAGAGCUAAAAUUGAUGCUUAUGCAGGGACACUUUCAAUGGCGUUUGGGAAUCGUGUUAUCCGCUUCAACUUAUUUGAUGCUAUGAAACACCCGCAUGAAGAACACUCUGUCUUUGCAUUAGAUCUAUUUGAUGGGUUGAUAGAUAAUGAGUGCGCUGAUGAGUUUAUUAAUGGUUUUCCAUCUAUUGUUGGUUUUGAUGACACUUUCACUGGUCAGGACAGCACUAAUAUUGAAAUUUGUUCUGUGUAUGCUAAAAUUAAUGACAAUCAUGUUGCUACUAAUAGCACUGACACUAUUAGCACAUACACUGGCACUUCUAACACAAUCACUGUUGCAAACAUUGACAUUCUUGGUGGCUCCUCCACGAUACCACAAGAGUCCAAAGUUCAAUCUGAUCAAGAUGAAUUAUAUGCUGCUCUUGGAAUAGAUCAAUCUGCUGAAAUUUUUUCUUGUGAAUGUGGUAUUUGUAAUGUUUGUCUUGAGAUCAAUGCAGCUAUUUUAGGUGAAGACAUUUUGAUGCUGACAAUCACUUGUGCAGAAAUUCAAACAAAUUCAAUAACUCUUGAAGUUGACACCAAAAAUGUGGAUUUUAGUCGGAAGCAACUAUUGCCUAUAGUAGAAAAAUUGUUGGUGGAGCCUCUGAUUAAGCCACGCGACAAGCAGUUGUUCUUCACAAUCUAUGCAUCUCUCCCACCUAUUUUAUCUGACUCACAAGCUCAAUUUGGCUUCUCUGUUUUCCACGUUUUUGUUAUUGCAGGUCCACCAUAUUUUGUACUAUUAUACAAGUUCACGUGGUAUUUGCUUUUUCUUGUUUCAUGUGUUCGUAGUGCAGAAAGGCCUCCACCAAAACCGCCAGACAUGGACUUUCCAGCUGCUACAGCUUAG